Alligator sinensis (Chinese alligator) is the source of this 1622-nucleotide messenger RNA. RefSeq names its product IKAROS family zinc finger 3 (gene IKZF3). The transcript has 8 exons. The record is from RefSeq and is a predicted model, not a curated record. Gene Ontology annotation, molecular function: RNA polymerase II cis-regulatory region sequence-specific DNA binding; DNA-binding transcription factor activity. Gene Ontology annotation, cellular component: nucleus. Lineage: Eukaryota; Metazoa; Chordata; Crocodylia; Alligatoridae. Gene Ontology annotation, biological process: regulation of transcription by RNA polymerase II. Bases 38 to 1576 code for a protein of 512 amino acids.
UGGAGCAGGGAGCUCAAGAGGAAUUAGCUGCAGCAGUAUGGAAGAUACACAGUCAGGUAUGGACCUAAGUAAUUCUCAGGAACAGCAAAUGGCUACAGAAGGACAGGAAGUAUUGACAGACUGUAAUUCAAACAAAUCCCGGGAUGUGGAAAAUAUGGAUAAAGGGGAAGACAUGAAGGAGCAUAGUCAACCUAAUGAAGAAGCAGGAGAUGAUUUGGUUAAAGUGAAGGGAGAAUACAGUGAAAGAGAAGAGAAUUCAUUGAAUUCAGAGCUGAUGGAAAAUACAGAAGAGCCUGAAGCAUCUUACACUUAUCCAAGAGAAUAUAAUGAAUAUGAGAGCAUUAAGCUGGAGAGACAUUCUGGUCCAUAUGACAACAUCAGGCCAACUAGUGGAAAGAUGAACUGUGAUAUCUGUGGCUUAGCCUGCAUUAGCCUCAAUGUUUUGAUGGUUCACAAGCGCAGCCACACUGGUGAACGGCCAUUCCAGUGUAAUCAGUGCGGAGCUUCCUUUACUCAGAAGGGUAACCUUCUCCGCCACAUUAAACUACAUACAGGGGAAAAACCUUUUAAAUGUCAUCUUUGCAGUUAUGCCUGCCAAAGGAGAGAUGCGCUAACAGGUCACUUAAGGACACAUUCUGUGGAGAAGCCAUACAAAUGUGAGUAUUGUGGACGGAGUUACAAGCAAAGAAGCUCAUUAGAGGAGCACAAAGAGCGAUGUCGGACUUACUUGCAGAGCGCUGGCAUGUGUGAGCCUGCAAGCGUGGAGGCAAGGCACAUCAAAGCAGAGAUGGGAAGUGAAAGAGCACUCGUGUUGGACAGGUUAGCGAGCAACGUGGCAAAGCGAAAAAGUUCAAUGCCUCAGAAAUUUAUUGGUGAAAAGCGACAUAGCUUUGAUGUUAAUUACAGUUCAAGUUACAUGUAUGAAAAGGAAACUGAGAUGAUGCAGGGACGUAUGAUGGACCAAGCCAUAAAUAAUGCCAUCACCUACCUUGGGGCAGAAGCACUGCGUCCUCUUGUGCAAACCCCACCAGCUCCCACUUCUGAAAUGGUCCCUGUCAUCAACAGCUUGUAUCCAAUACCACUCACCCGCUCUGAAAUGUCAAAUGGCAACUCACAAGAUACAGAAAAGAGCCAUGCCCACCUGAGGGACAAAAGUCUGUCUUCUGACAGAGGUCUUUCCCCAAACAACAGUGGUCAAGAUUCCACAGACACUGACAGCAACCAUGAGGAGCGCCAGAAUCAUACCUACCACCAAAACCAAAUGAUACCUCCCCAGGCCCGCAAUGGUCUCCAGUCCUUGAAGGAGCUCCCAAGGUCAUAUGACAUCAUCAAGCCGCCAACUAUAUGUCCACGUGAUGCCUUUAAGGUCAUCAAUAAGGAAGGUGAAGCCAUUGGGGUCUACAGAUGUGACCACUGCCGUGUCCUCUUUUUGGAUUAUGUGAUGUUUACCAUUCAUAUGGGAUGCCAUGGAUUCCGUGAUCCUUUUGAGUGCAACAUGUGUGGCUACAGAAGCCAUGACAGAUAUGAGUUCUCCUCACAUAUAGCACGAGGAGAGCAUAGAGUGUUACUGAAGUAAAAAGGAUUAUUUUUUCUAAGACCAGAACAUGGGUAUUUUAGAUUUA